This is a messenger RNA of Trichobilharzia regenti, 16593 nucleotides long. Lineage: Eukaryota; Metazoa; Platyhelminthes; Trematoda; Strigeidida; Schistosomatidae. The record is from the annotation of a GenBank genome assembly.
AUGCUUCAGUUCUACUUAGGGCUAUAUGGGUUAGCCUUAUUUCUAUGUUUUCUUGGAUUGUUAUUUGCUUUAACCGAGAAAGCAUGGAAAUGGUACAAAAAACGAUUUAGUUCAGUGCUACAAAUUACAACGCAAUCGACCAGUUCAACUACAAAUAAGUAUCUUAUUGAAAAAAGCGAAAAUCAGUUGGAUUACACAAAAGCCAAUAAUACUGCAGAAGUCAGUAUGGAAAAGACUUUACACAGAGGAAGUGAAAAUAACGUGAAUCCACCAAAUUUUAGCGAAGAAAUUGAAAAAAUGGGAAUAACUGUCAAUGAAAACUCCUUAGAAGAGAAAAAGCCGAAUGGAAUCAAAUCUCCUGUAGAUACCUCAACAAAAUCUUGGUCUGAACGUAGACAAGAAAGACGUAAACGCUAUAAGGAGAAGAAGGUUAAAUCAUCACCGACAUCUGGUUACUUCUCGAAUUAUUCUUCUGUCGACGAAUGUGAAACUACAAUAACAAAUGAUGCUAACUCACCUUUUGAUGAUUCUGAUACAGCUCCAACUAUUACUCAUCGUAUUAAUAAUGAUUUAGUGAUAUCUGAUAAUAGUGAUGGUCAACCGGAAUACUAUAUCCUUGAUACGCAUAAUAUGUGUGAACAAAGAAAUUCAAUACAAGUUACAAAUUUAGACGAUGUUGAUAAUAACAUCACCAAUUCAAUGGUUAACAGCGAUUCACUUGAUGAUUUAUUAGAGAAGAAUGCUCAGUUCUGUAAGGAAAUCAGUGAGCUAGGACUGGCUGACUGGAUAUUAUUACUACCGAAAGAAGAAGAAGAAGAACCCGUGAAACAAGAGCCAGAAAACCUAAAACCGAAAUCAUCCAAAAUGAAGGCAGAUCAAGUAAACGAAAACGAGGAAACUAAUUCUAAUGUUGCUGGUGUUAAAGGGAAGCCGGAUACAAACUUGAAAUCAACUUCAGAUGCACCAGUUUCAAAAUCAAGACGUGUAUCGCUUAGAUCUAAACGGAGUUUCGAUUAUUCAUUUGAACUAUGGGAUGAAAGCUAUUUUGCUGUGGAACGGAAGAUAUCUCAGCUUGAAGGUUUACACUACGCAGCCUUCAAUACAAAUAAGCAAAACCGACCAAAUGGGCACGAACUGAUAGACCUAAUAGAAGAUCAGGGAGUAACGUGUCUAGACGCAGAUAACCCAGAUAAAUGGGUUGUUCGCGCUCAUCGGUCUCUGCAAAAGAUGGGCAGUUUUCAACGAGAGCUUAAAAAAGAAAAUACAUCAAAUGAAUUCCAGUCAAUAGAUGAAAAUGAAAGCAAUGAAUUUUUGGAGUCGUCAGAAUCUGUGAAACAGGAAUUCCAAAUUAAUAAUGAAGAAACUAAGAGAAUCGGACGAGUUCCAGCUGUCUGCCUAACACGUCACUUAAAAAGUGCCCAACGUGGAAAAAGAAACCCUAGAGAAGCUUUUCGAGAAGAUGUUAUCAGUUUCUCAAAUAAGCAACAGGAGGCACGAAUGAAGAUGAGGUACGCAUUAACUGAACUCAGCGACACCGAAAUCGAAUAUUCACGGGCGUUAAAGCAAUUAGUAGAAGUAUUUGAUUCGCUAAAUGGAAAAAUGAUUGUUAGUCAGUCAGAAAGUUCAGAACAAACCACAGAUUAUCCACAGAUGAUCAAGAAUGACAUCGAAGGUCUGAAAACAACUUUGAGAAACAUUCUUCAAUUUUCUGGUAUGUUCCUGGAGAAACUGCCUUUGUAUGCUCUUGAACCAGGGAAAUCUGCAGAAUGUUUUACAAAAAAUCCUGAUCGUUGGUAUGACUACACAAUGUUUCUUUUACAUUUGGAUAAUCUAAUUAAUCAUACCUCAGAAAUAGCCUCUCAGGAUACCGAAAUAUCAUUCAGUCUCACUGUUCCAGACUCUCUGAAAACAAAACAAACUUCACCCACUGACCAAACAGAUUCAUAUCCACAGCCUUACCAACGCAACAGUGUCUCACUUAGAAAUAUUCUAGAUCUAACAGAUGUUCCACGAAAUCGAUUGAAUGCAUAUUGUGGAUUACUGAGAGAUAUAGCAAGAUAUAUUGCACGUGAUGGUUCAUCCACAAAAAAUCUUGAACUGGCAAUGACAUAUGUAACUAGAUCCCAGAGACGAGCAGAAGAAUUUGCUCACUUCUGGUCUCGUGUUGAUGCAGAUUUCAGUCAAAUAUUUAGUUCAGAAAAUUUGUAUGAAGAUAAGUCAUUGUUCGGAAAGAUAAUACCACCACCAAUAACUCGAAUGACGGAUAUAAAAAUUGGCGAACACAAAAACGUCCGAAUAGAUGCUGGUGAAAUGAAAACAGAACGACUCAUUCUCAUGCCAGAUCAUUUAUUGUCAGCUAAAUGUUUCAGUGCAGAUCAACCUUCAUUCAAAUGGAAAUUGAGCAGAAUAAUUAAUCUUGAUGAAGUUCGACUUGGUGAUUAUGGCAAUGAUGGAAAGGACCAGACAUCAUUUGAAUUGUGGAAUAUAUCAGGUGAAGACCCACUGAAGUUAAUUCUGCAUAUCACCUGCCCUGACGUCAUCAGUCGUAAUGCGUGGGUUGAGGAUAUAAGAAAUGCAAUUAGAGAAAAAACUGAAUGCUGCAUAGAAAGUACGAACGUUGAUAAGUCAGUUGUUGAUUCACAUAUAAAAGCAUUCUGGGAUCUACAGAAACGCUACACUGGAAUAAUGGAACUCUCACCUUGUCGCAGUGAAUCUGUCAGUGAAAUAUAUUUUGAUGCACUAGAAAACGUACAACAAGUGAACUCACAAAAUGUUGAAUCAUCACAAUUUUCACAAAUAGAUAAAGAUGUUCUCGUAAGAACUUCUAUAAAUCAAAAAUCUACUUCCUCAUCAUCGUAUUACACUGCUGAUGAACCAAUGGAUGAUAAAGACCGAGCAACAUCUGGUAAUCUGUUUGAAUCAUAUUCAACCUUGGAUGGUGUGCAAACGCCUUUUUCGGAAGAUCAACAGUCUCUCGCUGAUUUUCAAAUGAGUCCAGAUGUUCGAGGAAACCAAUCACAAUUGUUACCAAGAUCAUCUUUGACAGGAAGUGAAACGCUUAUCAAACAACUAACAGUAAAUGCAGGUGAACAAAUACAAUUCAAUGCAUCAUUUACUAUAUCUGGUCCAGUCGCUUAUGAGACAAGUUGGUUUAUGAAUGGUGCUCCAAUGAAACCAGACCUGGGGGCUGAUAUGAUAUUGUCAGAUCGGGACACACGCCUGCUCAUAUCAAACGCAGACCCUUUGGUUCAUUCUGGAACGUAUGCUUGUCGAUGUCGUCUUUUUGAAGGAACGGAGACAGCUGUUUACUUUUGUGUCAAUGUUCUCACAGCUAAAAUGAAUUUAAAUGAUUCAAAUGAAAAUGAAUCAGAUCAAGCUAGACGGAUGAGUUUGAGUCAACCGAAAAUUUUCUAUCCAGUUACUAAAGACCUAGACAUAGCAGUUGGGAAACCACUGACAAUCGAAGUGAAAAUAGAUGAGGAAAAUGCUUUAAAACUAAUGAAUAAUAGUAAAGAGAAUGUUCAGGUGGAUUGGUAUCAAGAUUCGACUUUACUUAAAUCUACUCCAACGUGUGAAAUGAUAAAAUCCAAUGAUCGUUUCUUUCUUCAUUCAACUACCAGUCAUUUACAGCCUGAUAAAAUAUACAUGUAUACUUGCAUGCUAAGACUUCCUGCUAAUUCAUCUAUAUCCCCGGCUCCAAGUUUAACUAUACCAGUGCGUUGUCAUUAUCCAACAGCUGAAGAAUUAGAAAAGGAAUUCAAAACUAGUACUCAAAGUAAUACUUCGGAAUCAUACGGCAUUAUAACUCAUCCAGUUGCUCUUCCAAGGAAUGAACCAUUCCAGCUGAGUGUACCUGUUCAAAAUGACUCUGAAAACCACGAUUAUGUGAUAUGGUGGACGCGUAAUGAUAAGUUAUUGGCAGGCAGUCAUUUACCUACAAAAGACUGUGUCUAUGAAUGUGUAUCUGAGCCUAAAAGAGACAAAAACCAAACACUAGUGAAACUUCUAAAAAGUUCCACGAAAGACAAUGAUUCUGGAACAUACAAGUGUUGGGCAGUUUCACAAUCAAUAAAAAACCAUAAAAUUCAUCGCAUUGACGUCACAGUUAAAGUGAAUGAAGAAGAAAAAGAUUUGAAUGAAAAAAAGUACGAAGAAGAACGCGAAAAAGACGAAAAGGAAUUUGAAGUGAACGAAGAAACGGUUAUUGAGGAUGACACCGAAACCGAAAGUCCUGUACAGCAAGAUAAUAAAAGAAUCGAUGACAGGGAAGAGAACAUUAAGCAACCGAAUGAAAAAAGUAAUAAUGCACAUUUUCCAGAAACUGAAUUACAGCUGCAGCAUAAUGACAAUGAAAAAGGAAAGGAGACUGUGGAAAUUAAAGAAAAGAAAGAUGGAACACAGAAAGUAAUAAUAGAGUUCCAGAAAAUUGAUUCUGGAAAUCAGAACGAAGGAGAAUACGAAAAAGCAGAGGAGAAGAAUUCUUCAGUGGAAAAAACUAGUGAGCAGAUAAUUCAGAUACAGGAAAAAACAUUAGAAAAGAAAACUGCCGACACAAUAUCUGUUGACAACAACGAGUUUUCGGAUAAUCGUGAGGAGCUGUCAAACGUAGAACUAUGCUUCAAAGAAAAACUCAAAGAUGGAAAACGUCAAAAACCUGAAGAGGAAAACAGUAGAGAUGUUGAUUCAGAAUGCAAACUGCAGGAAGAAAAAUAUAAAAUAGGUGAGAAGGAAAAGUCAGGAGUACAAGUUCCAGAGGUAUUACCGAAAAGUGAAAAUGAAAUAAUCAUGAACCAGUUAGGAGACGAAGAUAAGACAAAAAAUAAACAAGAAGAUGAGACGAGGCAUCGCCCAGAAGACAAUUAUGCAAAAACAGAAUUGACACAGACAACAGAAAAGGAACACGAUACCAAAAAUAAAGACAUAACAGAAGAAGAAAAUAGUGCAAACAGUGCAUAUGAGAAAAAGAAAGCAUCAUUGAAAGAAGUCGAAUUUAUGCAGCAGAUAGAAUGUAAAGAAAACCAAGAAUAUUGUUUAACUUCUCAGAAUUCAAAUGUGGAGGAUAAAAGUUCCUUGAAACAACCAGAAGACAAAAUGAUAAUCAAAACUGAAACUAAAACAAUCGAUGAGGUGGAUACGGAAUUGCCACCACUGGGAAAUAAAGAUAUAACAACAAAUUUGACAACUACUCCUGACGAAAAACAGAUAAAGAGCAAUAAAUCUAAACGUAAAUCAGUCGGACAUGGUGCAGAUAAAACAGAGAACCUGGCCAACAAAGUUAAGGUAGACGAGAAGCAGAAGAUUUUAGAGGAGAGUGUUGUAUCGAAGGAUGCCCAAGAAAAACCUAUAACUGCUGACAGUGCUACAGACAAAACAGAACAAACUGACAAUAAACAUAUGAAGACUGAUAAAUCUAAACGUAGGUCAAGUAAAUAUGCUGAUGAGGCAUCUGAUGUAAAGAAAGGCGAAGAAACUGAACAAGUCGAUGAUAAAAAGAGAAAACACAAAGCGAAGGAAAAGGCAGUAAGUGAAAAUAAAGUUGACACCGAUGAAAGUAAGAAGCAACUACCUGUAGACAGCAACGCCGAACCUGUGGACAAGGUUAAAGAGCAAAGUGAGGUUAAAACUAAACAAGAGGUAAAUCAGAAACGUAAAGGAAGUGAACAUGCAGUUGACACUGAUGAAAGUAAGAAUCAACUACCUGUAGACAGCAACGCCGAAUCAGUGGACAAGGUUAAAGAGCAAAGUGAGGUUAAAACUAAACAAGAGGUAAAUCAGAAACGUAAAGGAAGUGAACAUGCGGUUGACACUGAUGAAAGUAAGAAUCAACUACCUGUUGACAGCAACACCGAACCUGUGGACAAGGUUAAAGAGCAAAGUGAGGUUAAAACUAAACAAGAGGUAAAUCAGAAACGUAAAGGAAGUGAACAUGCAGUUGACACUGAUGAAAGUAAGAAGCAACUACCUGUAGACAGCAACGCCGAAUCAGUGGACAAGGUUAAAGAGCAAACUGAGGUUAAAACUAAACAAGAGGUAAAUCAGAAACGUAAAGGAAGUGAACAUGCGGUUGACACUGAUGAAAGUAAGAAGCAACUACCUGUAGACAGCAACGCCGAACCUGUGGACAAGGUUAAAGAGCAAAGUGAGGUUAAAACUAAACAAGAGGUAAAUCAGAAACGUAAAGGAAGUGAACAUGCAGUUGACACUGAUGAAAGUAAGAAGCAACUACCUGUAGACAGCAACGCCGAAUCAGUGGACAAGGUUAAAGAGCAAACUGAGGUUAAAACUAAACAAGAGGUAAAUCAGAAACGUAAAGGAAGUGAACAUGCGGUUGACACUGAUGAAAGUAAGAAGCAACUACCUGUAGACAGCAACGCCGAACCUGUGGACAAGGUUAAAGAGCAAAGUGAGGUUAAAACUAAACAAGAGGUAAAUCAGAAACGUAAAGGAAGUGAACAUGCAGUUGACACUGAUGAAAGUAAGAAGCAACUACCUGUAGACAGCAACGCCGAAUCAGUGGACAAGGUUAAAGAGCAAACUGAGGUUAAAACUAAACAAGAGGUAAAUCAGAAACGUAAAGGAAGUGAACAUGCGGUUGACACUGAUGAAAGUAAGAAGCAACUACCUGUAGACAGCAACGCCGAACCUGUGGACAAGGUUAAAGAGCAAAGUGAGGUUAAAACUAAACAAGAGGUAAAUCAGAAACGUAAAGGAAGUGAACAUGCAGUUGACACUGAUGAAAGUAAGAAGCAACUACCUGUAGACAGCAACGCCGAAUCAGUGGACAAGGUUAAAGAGCAAACUGAGGUUAAAACUAAACAAGAGGUAAAUCAGAAACGUAAAGGAAGUGAACAUGCGGUUGACACUGAUGAAAGUAAGAAGCAACUACCUGUUGACAGCAACACCGAACCUGUGGACAAGGUUAAAGAGCAAAGUGAGGUUAAAACUAAACAAGAGGUAAAUCAGAACCGUAAAGGAAGUGAACAUGCGGUUGACACUGAUGAAAGUAAGAAGCAACUACCUGUUGACAGCAACACCGAAUCAGUGGACAAGGUUAAAGAGCAAAGUGAGGUUAAAACUAAACAAGAGGUAAAUCAGAAACGUAAAGGAAGUGAACAUGCAGUUGACACUGAUGAAAGUAAGAAGCAACUACCUGUAGACAGCAACGCCGAACCUGUGGACAAGGUUAAAGAGCAAAGUGAGGUUAAAACUAAACAAGAGGUAAAUCAGAAACGUAAAGGAAGUGAACAUGCGGUUGACACUGAUGAAAGUAAAAAGCAACUACCUGUAGACAGCAACGCCGAACCUGUGGACAAGGUUAAAGAGCAAAGUGAGGUUAAAACUAAACAAGAGGUAAAUCAGAAACGUAAAGGAAGUGAACAUGCAGUUGAUACUGAUGAAAGUAAGAAUCAACUGCCUGUAGACAGCAACGCCGAACCUGUGGACAAGGUUAAAGAGCAAAGUGAGAUUAAAACUAAACAAGAAGUAAAUCACAGACGUAAAGGAAGUGAUAUCCAAAAGACUGAGAAUGACCUUAUGAUGGAAAAGUCAGUCAGUGAUACUUUAAUGACUCAUGGUCCUAAUAUAGUAGAAGAUAAAACCUCUUCCAGUGAAGUCACUUUGGAUAAUGAAAAAGCGAAAAAGGAGUUUAAAGCAUCAGAUACUGAGAAAAAAGAAGCCCAAAACAGUGACAGCACAAUGAACCAUGAAAUUUUUGAUGCAAAGACUAGUGCUGAGGUUGACCAAGCCAGAGAUUUAGCAUUCAAAGAACAAGAUGCAAUGGAAGAAAAGAAAAAAAAGAAAGAAAAAUCAAAAAAAUCCAGUAAGCAAAAAGACACGGAACGAAAACUUUCAAAGGAUACAAUUAAAUUAGAUUCAGAUAUAGGUAAGACAUUUACUCCACUCAAUGAACAAAAUGAUGACACAACUUUGCUCAACGAAUACCAGCAAGACAAACAACCACGCAAAAAACAUCGCAAAUCUGUGGUGAAGACUGAAAAUGAUGAUUCAGGAAAUAAAAAUAAAAUGUUAGAUGAUCAAAAAGAGUACACUGAUAUUACUGAAAAGAAAUUGGUCCUUGAUUACGAAAAAGGAGGUGACGAAAUUAGAAAUUUGCUGGAAAGUCAAGAAGUCAAAGAAUCAUAUAUGAAAAACCAGGAAAUGGAAAUACCAACUGAUUUGCAUGAUGAAGAUAGGAUACGUAGAAGCAAUGUAGUCUUCUUAAAACCAGUAUCUGAUAUCAGUAAAGGGGAAAGUAUGUCUGUAAAACAAGGAGCCACAGUUAAUUUAACUACUGAACUUGACAUAAGUGGAUCUUCUGUUCUGCAUCCUGAUGACUUUAUCACCUUAAAAAAUGGAAAACCAAUUGAGUUCAAUGAAAAGGAGACACCUAUACUAACAAUUAAGGAUAAUCUAAUCAAUUUAGUACUCGAGGAAAUAUCACCGGAGCAAGGUGGAAUUUAUGAGAUUGGACUACGUCAGCCAACAAAAUGUUUGUUGAAAAGUGGUGAGAACGAAGAUGAAACACUUGAUGAACCUACUUCUUCUUCUGUCAUUCCAUUUGCACGAUUUCCACUUAUUUGCGUUGAGCCUAAUGAAUCAUUAUCCAAAGAUUAUACCAUCAAGCAAAUUCAAGAUGAAUAUAAGCAACCGAAAAUAUUUGUAGCUGAAUUAUUACCAAAGUAUGUAUGUAUGCAGGGUGAGACAAUGAAAUUGGCUGUUGAACUGAAGAGUAACGUUUGCGUGAAAGAUUUUGAAUGGUCGGUGAAUGGGAAGACAAUAGACCCUGAAUCAAGUACAGACUUCGUUGUAUGGCAAACGGGCAACUGGAUUGCAUUAACAAUACCAAAUGUUCGUGCAGAUUUAACUGGUACAUACACGCUGACUGUGGAUACCCCUCGUGGUCGAUACACCACGACAAGUGAUCUGUCAGUGAAUGGACAAAAAAGACAAACUACACCAUACGUUCCAUCUCAGGUAGAAGGACUUAAACCAUUAUUUACCAAGAAACUUCAAGACUACACGGCUGAAGCGAAUGAAAUCGUUAGAUUGUGCGCGCGUUUAGUUGCAGAACCACCAGCAACUAUCACCUGGAAACACAACGGUAUCCCAAUUAAAGAUGAUAACAGAAUAAAAAUUUAUCAGGACCAUGUUAAUCCUUCAAUUACAAUUCAAAAUGUGAAAGAUGAAGAUUAUGGUGAAUAUUCGUGUGUAGCAACAAAUGUACUUGGACAAACGGAAACCAAAGCAACUCUCUAUAUCCAAAAUAACUUCUUUGAACCUGUUGGUCAUACAAAUGAUGAAAAUAAAGAUUCAGAAUGUAUCGCUGAACCUACAAGAUCCUCAGCUUUGCCGUCAAGGGUAAACAAUCUUCAGUUGGUUGACGUUUAUGAAGAAGGUUUCAAAAUCUCCUGGGAUCCAAUAUUAGAUGAACAGGUCACAUAUAAUGUUGAAAUCAGCAAUGAUGCAGGCAGAUGGUGGAAACCUGUGCUCACCAAUUUACACGACGUUUCAGCAGAUAUUUCCAAUGAUAUGGCAUGUCCAUUGAAUCCAGUGCAAAUAAGAAUAGUCGCUGAAAACGAAUAUGGUCUUGGUCCUCCUUGUUUUCCAUUUAUUCGUUUACCCAUCCGAGCAUGUCUUCCUCACAUGCAAGCUAUUAAACCGGAAACUGAAUUCGAAGAGGCGACAGCUGUUAGACUUCGAUGGGCCCCAGCUGUACCAUCCCUUUCACCUAGCCAAAUGAACAAAAGUGGUAUGCUAGAUAAAUCUCAUUUACUUGGAAAAGUAACCUAUUCAGUUGAAAUUCGAGAAGGGUCACAGUCAGAAUGGCACAGAGUGGCAAGUGAUAUAUCUGGUUUAUCUUACACCUAUCACUUAAAGCCUGGUGUUAGUUCUGCCAUACGUAUUGUUGCCAAGAAUAAGUAUGGUGAAUCAAGUCCCACUCCAAUGACAAUAGUUCAACUUGAUCCAGACAGCCUUAUUCCAGAUCUCUCCUUAGAUUCACCAUGGGUGGCAGUUAACUAUCCGGCCGAUAACGUUCAAGGAAAAAGACCUAAUGUAAAGUUAUUCUGGAAAGCCGCCUAUAUGCCGGAGUUUUGUGACAGUUGCAUUAAAGGUCUGAAGCCAUUCUAUCGUAUUGAAUGGCGUCGCGGGAAAUCUGGACCAUGGCUUGAGUUGGCUCGCGAUAUUAAAGAAUACGAGUCUGGUUACCCCCUACCAAAAGAUAUAGUGGAUUCAUUAAUUAACGAAACAAAAUCUACACCCGAUUUGCUUUUAAACAACAUAAGCUUGAAUCAUUCUGUUGAAUUUCGAGUUGUUUGUUAUAAUGAAUUUGGGGAAAGUGGACCAACUAAGUCUUAUAGACUAAAAGCCUCUCAGUUAUUCCGAGGUCAAGGUUAUCGAAACAAUUUACAAUCAGUAGAUACAUCGAAUGGGAUGGAUCAGUAUGAACAUUUAAGUGUAUUAGAUAAGCUACCUGUCAUUUCGUCAGCUAAAGUCCCAAAAUUGGAAGUCCAGGUGACGUCUGUUGAUCCCAAAGAGGGGAUAGCACUCAAAUGGGCUCCUUGUACAAAUUCAUACCUGAGUAACGGUGUUGAUAACAAUCAUGAUUCGCAUGGCCGGUACAGAAUUCAACGUAUGUUGCCAAGUUCCAUCAGUGAUAGUACAUCACUCGAUGUGCGGAAUUGGACAGUAGUUUGCAAAGAAGAUGGUCUCAUUUACGGAGAGGAAUAUGUUCUGGAUAUUAGACCGAGUAAAAUGGAGCAGUUUGUGAGAAUUCUAACUCUCAAUGAAGACAGCGAGGGCAAUCAUACAUGGUUAGACAAUCAUGAAAUCUUACGUAUACCUGCACUCUAUGAAAUAUGCCCACCUGCACCAUCAGGAAUCGAAGUUAAGUUAUUACCUCCCAAUGAAACAUCAGGUUGUACAGGUGUAUGCGUCAGCUGGAAACCACCUAAUCACGAGUUGAUUUCAGAUAACAACUAUCUAAAGCAUGUUAAAAAUUAUAAUCAGAUUGACUAUAGAAUAGAAGUGCGUACAACUUUAAGUGAAAUGGCACCUUGGCGGCAAGUCGGUUUAGUGUCGGGAUUACUUGGCAAAAUAGAAGAUCGAAAAGCUGAACCUGGAUCACAGCUUAUUUACCGGAUAACACCAAUUAAUCAGUUCGGUGAGGGCCCUAGCUUGUGUUCAUCGCCAGUUAGACUCCCGCUUCUGCUGACGAGUUUAGAAAGGUGUAUUGAAGACUUACGAUUUCUAAUACUAGGACCAAGUACAAUUCAAUUACGCUGGCGUCUAGGUGAUUCAGUAAUUGAUGCACUCGGAUUUAAAAAGGACGAGAAACAAUCAAAAAAUAUCACAAAACAACUGGAUUUUGAUGAGUCUGCAGAAAUGUGUGAACGUGUAAAUUUUUCUGUUGAAAGACGGGAUGGUUAUGCUGGUGAAUGGUAUCCUAUCUAUGAACAGAUUAAAGGAAAUCUUCUUAACAAGAUUUUACUGAACAACUUUUCUUAUUUAGAUAAAGAUAUCUCUUGUAGAAUCAUUGCAUAUGUAGACGGACAACAAACGAAGCCAAGUCGGCCAAUCAGCAUAAGUAUUAAAACUGAUUACUUGGUACCAGAUUUCUCAGCGUUUAAGCCACACGUGAAUGUUACAUCUGUUGAAGAAUAUGUCAUCACGUGGGAGGAUCCAGAUGUGCAAUCAUUGUAUACAAGUCAUAUUUUAAAUCUUACCAUGCCUCAAGUACUACACAAAGAUACUAGUUAUUCGAUACAGAUACAGCAAGAAGGUUCAACAGAUUGGAAAACUAUAGCAUCUGAUCUACUCACUACCCAAUGGACAUGGAGUAAGCCGAACCCAUUAAUGGGAUAUCAUAUUCGUGUUCAACCGUUUAAUCAAUUCGGUGCUGGACAUCCGACUAGAAGCACGUUAAUAUCACCUCAAGUCGUCAUUCCCGAUUUAAAAUUCAUGAGACCAUCUAUAGAAUGUCCAUCAGACAUUCUAGUAGGUCGGAUAGCUCCAGAGUUGGUGUGGCAGAUACCUAAGUCCUACGCUUUAGACAGAACAUUUACACCUUACACCUUUGAGGUCCAAGUUAAAGGUGUAGAAAGGCCGACAAACCGUGAUUACAUUAAAUCAGAAACAGAUCCUGACAGGUCAUCAAGACAUCAGUCUGGAAGUAUCGGUGGUGAGCAGAUAUGGAGAGUUUUAGCAUCCGGUCUGAAACGUAAUCGUCUAUCUCUCGAACAUUUGGAUCCAGAACAAGAAUACUGGUUGCGAGUUGUUGCUGUAACACAAUACGGUAGAGGUACACCAAGUCAACCUGUCCGAAAAAUGGCUGACCUAAAUGCAAGACGUAACAGAUGCGCAUCAGCUUGCAUAGGAGUUUUACAUGAACCUACACCGACCUCGCCUACUUUUACAGAACCAAAUACGAGUGUGAUUUAUGCACCUGUUUAUGGUCAUUUAGAUCUGAAAUGUACAUUUCGUCCUGUGCAUUCAGAGAAUGAAACACGUUUCAGUUGGUAUUUUAAUGGCAAACUAUUGGAUACAGAUGUAAAUACAGCUUACCCUACAUUAAAUCAAAAAUUCUACAGUACUGUAUCCAAAUCUGGUGACACAGCUAUAUUACAUUUAAAUGGGGUUGGCGAGAAUGAUUUUGGUUCUUACGUUUGUAAGGCUGUGCAUAUGAUGGGGACCCGAGAAAAAGAAUUCCUUGUUAAGAUGGCAGACGCACCUGUUUUCUUAGAGGUUCCUACUCCAAUCCUGACUGUUAAAUUACACUCUCGUUUUGAGUUGCCGUGUUUCAUAGAUGCAUUACCACCACCAACAAUAAUCUGGACCAGAGAUUCUAAACGAGUUGUUGAAUCACAUCGUACACAAAUCGGUAAGGAAUCAAAACAGUCUUCAAAUAGAAAACCAAGUAUUUCAACCUGUGAAUUUAGUACAGAUGCAACACUGUCUGUGGAUAAAUGCAUCUAUCAGGAUGCUGGCUUGUACACAUUAGUAGCUGAAAAUAUAGCCGGUCGAAUAAUGACCAGUUGUCUCAUUCAUGUUGAAGAAAAUCCUGUUCCCACCAACAUAACACUAAGAUGGACAAAUAUAGAAAAGCAUUAUUUCGUACUAAGACGGCUUGAAAUUGAUUCAUCUUCAGAAGUUCGUCUGCUAAUUGAUAAGAAGACAAAUCGUGAAUACAUUGGAAAACUCUUUAAUUUAGACAAUCCAGCAAGUCGCAUAAAUGGCGCUAGAGAAAUGGAGUGUUUAAUGCGCUUAUGUCAUAAAAAUGUAUUGAAACUAGUUGAUGCUCUUAUCAGUGAUAAUGUUUUGAUUUUAGUUUGUGAAAAGUUAUCUGGUUCAGAUCUUCUUGAUUCAGUUCUGGCAUGCGAAAACUGGUCUGAAAUGGCAGCAGCAGCCAUAAUUCGUUCAGUACUAGAAGCAUUAGAUCAUAUACACAAACAGGGUGUUGUUCACUACGACAUUCAACCCAACAAUCUACUUUUUGUAAAGAAAACAAUUGGUGAUAACGACUAUGCGAAUUCCUCUGACAAUCCUGACCUAUUACGUGCUCUUUCUUCCUUGGUGACCGAUGUGUUAAGCCAAACCGAUCGACAUAAAAUGAACGUUUUCAGUAACUUACUAAAAGUCAUAGGAUUUUCUACAGCGCAAACUUAUAUUACUAAUUCUCAGAAUCGUAUGACAUGCAUGCCUCCAAUACGAUACAGACCAGAAUAUGUUUCACCUGAAAUUCUGUUAUCAAUAAAGAAAACGGACGGAACAAUCACUGAUGCUGUUCAAGGAUACUGUGAAAAUUUAGGUCCAUCUGCUGAUAUUUGGAGUCUUGGAGUGUUAACAUAUAUCCUACUUGCUGGAUGGCCACCAUUUGUCGAUUACGAAUCAGGCGAUAUACUAACAGACAAUAUUUUACAAGCAGUCAUUCCAUUCGACAUUCCUGAAUUCGAAAACAUUUCAGAUGAAGGCAAAGACUUCAUUAAACAAACACUACAAGCAGAUCCCACAAAACGACCUUCAGCGAAAGAAUGCUUGUCUCAUCCAUGGAUUGAAAUAUUCUCAAAUUCGGAAAAUAAAUCGGAAUAUAUUCUGAAGAAGCUCAAGAAAUACAAAACAUUUUAUGACUCAGUGCAUCCGAUUUGCAUCGUGAGUGACGACAAAAAUUAUGGUGUCGACUUGCGAAACCGCUUAGCAACUAUGGUAAGACAACCAACCCCAAGUGAAGAUACAGAAAGUGUGUUGUCCUCUCGCUCAUCCUCAGCUCUUGGUUUCCAAGAUAAUUCGGAAUCAUACAGCGAAGAUCAGUCGCAAAUACUUGACCGGUAUGGAUCACGUGACUUUACUGACUCAAUGUUUCUGAUUUCCUCAAACCCAAAUAUUCCUACUGCAGCAGAUGCUUCAGAGUCAAUUUUAGAAAAAUUUGGUUUGGAAAGACAAAAUACUCUCACAGAAGCCACUCAGUUAGGCGAAACCACUUAUCCCCUUUUAGAAGGACAAGAAAGCAUUUCAACGAAUACUGAGCAAGGAAACCAGACCACUUCAGCGUCACAUGGAAAAAUCGGAAAUAAAUUCAGUGCCCCAGUCUUUGCUAGUCCACUGAAGGAUUCAUAUUUCAAUGUACACACAAGAGAAGCCCGAUUUACUUGUCAACUUGCCAGUGCUCCUUAUAUCCCAGAAAACAUUCCUGGUCAUGAAGAAGCACUCAGAGAACUGUAUCCAAGUAGUCUGAAUUUUGGUAAGAUCAGCAGAAGUUCUUCUUCUGCUGCUGCAUGGUACUUGGGUGGAUGUCUACUAUCCGAUGGUCCAGGAGUCAGUCUAGGUGCUGGACAUGGUGGAUGGUUAUGGCUCUGCCUUAGUGACCUUCGUCCAGAGCAAGAUCGAAGUGUAGUUGAAUGUGUUGUUAGAAAUCGAGCCGGUAAAUCCCGAACUAAAGCUCGCCUUUUACUUGGUGAUACACCCAAACCUCCUGGUCGUCCAGGCUUAAUUGAUGUUCGUCCAACAGAGGCCCUAAUCAGUUGGUUAGCUUCAACACCGGAUUCAAAUGAGGAUCUCAUCUACCGUGUAGACAUUAAAUAUUCAGAUCAUGAAAAUGAGCCACCUACAUGGCAUCGACAUGGAUUUACUGUAGACUGCCGUUAUCUAGCUAUUAAUCUCAAACCCGGCAUAUGUUAUCGUGUCCGAAUUUCUGCAGGAAAUACAUUCGGCUGGGGAAAUUAUAGUAUUGCAUCAUCUGACUUCCGCACUCCUUUGGUUUCCACGGAUCAGUCACCGAACAUAUUUUCUGUAGACGAGAGAAAUUGGAUAUUCAAUUGGCGUCAGUCUGCAAAUAUCUAUGCACUAAGUGAUCACCCCGUAGCCCUUCAGUAUGCUGUUGAUCAAGCAAGCAGUGUUCCACCACCACCAGACAAAGUUUUACAAAGAUUGCACCAACAUAGUGGGAUAAUUCCAAGUUCAGAUGUAUUGAAAUCUAUAUGCAAACCGAUUCGUCUGAUUAACAAGGGUACAUAUACGAAACUUACUCUGGGAAAAUCCCACCCAAUGCUCAGUGAAGGAACCAACUUUAACAAUAUUAGACAGAACAGCCUGUCUCUUCCACCUAGGUUGCUUUGUAAAACCACAUAUCUGGAUCCAGGAGAUAAGACUUUGUUACAAAAGGCUCGCCGUGAAGCCCUGAUACUUACUAUCCUUCAUGGUGCUAGUGGAGGGAUGUACUCUUCAUUUGAAGACUAUUUUGGUGAACAGGAUAAUUCAUAUCUUUUCACCAACCGACGACAACUACUACCGUCUGGAUGGUCUUAUGGAUGGUUGGCAGAUGAUGCAGCAAAACCAACACAGGGCAUAACAGUAAUGCAGUGGAUCCCAGGGGGACGACUCAUCGAUGUUUUAUGCAGUAGAGUGGAGUAUACUGAAUUUUCCGUCAUGAUGUGGUGUCAACAGAUUCUUAUGGCACUGAGAUGGUUUCAUACAUGCUUUAUGGGAUUGCCACAUGGAAAUGUUUGUCUUGAACAUAUACUUGUUGCUCGUCGGUCAUCUUCACUUCCAGAUAUUGUACUGAGCGGAUUCGGCAAGAGCACAGAUUCUAGAGAACCUUACAACUAUUUUGCAGCUCCAGAGUUGCAUGAAGAUCAACCAAAAUCUACUGCUGCUGAUUUGUGGAGUGUUGGAGCUGUUAUCAGAUUGCUAUUAACUGGAGAAAAUCCAAGUGAUACUGGCAUCCACAGUAAAAAGCCUACAUCUAAUGAAUCUACUGAACAUCACAAAUCAAAAGUGAAAACAUCCCAGGAUUCACCAUCCACAAUACAGUCGGAAGAAAACCACACCUUUCCACAAAGUCAUAUCAGUAUAAAGAAGUUAAAGAGAUUUUCCAAACCCGCACGAAAAUUCGUCUACAACUGUCUCAGUCCAGUACCAAGAAAACGUGGAACAGUAGACUUCUGGUUAGACUCUCACUGGUUCGAUAUGAAUGCUGAGAAUGUGAAUAACCUGACUUCAGCGAUCAUUCCUACAAAUCUACUGCGGUCAUUUAAAACUACUUUAGAUGCUAGUGUUAAUUCCUGUGCAGAAGAAGAAACAAGAGAACUACAAUUUUCUUGA